This is a messenger RNA of Pimephales promelas (fathead minnow), 2076 nucleotides long. RefSeq names its product protein kinase, cAMP-dependent, regulatory, type I, alpha (tissue specific extinguisher 1) b (gene prkar1ab). Gene Ontology annotation, biological process: negative regulation of cAMP-dependent protein kinase activity. Gene Ontology annotation, molecular function: cAMP binding; cAMP-dependent protein kinase inhibitor activity; protein kinase A catalytic subunit binding. Gene Ontology annotation, cellular component: cAMP-dependent protein kinase complex; cytosol. The record is from RefSeq and is a predicted model, not a curated record. NCBI's taxonomy places the organism in Eukaryota, Metazoa, Chordata, Actinopteri, Cypriniformes, Leuciscidae.
GGUGUUUUACCAUUUCCGGUUGGCAGACGUCCAAGCGCCUGUGAAGAAGAGUUGUUGCGCCGUCUCUGAAUAACGGAAUAACGCAGAAGCCGAGUCGCGUUAUAAAGGCUCGGUCAGAGGUCAGAUCCAGCGUUCAUCAUGGCAUCCGGCAGUGCGGGCAGUGAGGAGGAGAAGAGUCUGAGGGAGUGUGAGAUAUACGUGCAGAAACACAACAUCCAGCAGCUGCUGAAGGACUGUAUCGUGCAGCUAUGCACCUCACGGCCCGACAAACCCAUGGCCUUCCUCAGGGAACACUUCGAGAAGCUGGAAAAGGAGGAAGCGAAGCAGCUCCUGAACCAGCAGAAGGCCAGCUCUCGCUCGGACUCUCGUGAAGAUGAGGCGUCUCCUCCCAUGAACCCCGUGGUGAAGGGUCGCAGGCGGAGAGGAGCCAUCAGCGCUGAGGUCUACACCGAGGAGGACGCCGCCUCCUACGUCAGGAAGGUCAUCCCUAAAGACUACAAAACCAUGGCCGCUCUCGCCAAGGCCAUCGAAAAGAACGUGCUCUUCUCACAUCUGGAUGACAACGAAAGAAGUGACAUAUUUGACGCAAUGUUUCCAGUCACCUACAUUGCCGGAGAGAUUGUCAUCCAACAAGGUGACGAGGGCGAUAACUUCUAUGUCAUUGACCAGGGGGAAAUGGAUGUGUAUGUGAACAGCGAGUGGGCCACCAACAUCGGAGAGGGCGGCAGUUUUGGGGAACUGGCUCUGAUCUACGGGACCCCGAGAGCCGCCACCGUCAGAGCCAGGACCAACGCCAAGCUCUGGGGCAUCGACAGAGACAGCUACAGGAGAAUACUGAUGGGAAGCACCUUGAGGAAGAGGAAGAUGUACGAGGAGUUCUUGAGCAAAGUAUCUAUUUUAGAGUCUCUGGAUAAGUGGGAGCGUCUGACUGUGGCUGACGCUCUGGAGCCGGUGCAGUUUGAGGACAGUCAGAAGAUCGUGGUCCAGGGAGAACCAGGAGACGAGUUCUUCAUCAUCCUGGAGGGAUGUGCAGCCGUUCUGCAGCGCAGGUCAGAAAACGAGGAGUUCGUAGAGGUCGGCAGGUUAGGACCGUCAGACUACUUCGGCGAGAUCGCUCUGCUGAUGAACCGACCCCGCGCGGCGACAGUGGUGGCUCGUGGGCCGCUCAAAUGUGUGAAGCUGGACAGGCCUCGCUUCGAGCGCGUGCUGGGACCGUGUUCAGACAUCCUCAAACGCAACAUCCAACAGUACAACAGCUUCGUGUCGCUCUCCGUCUGAGAACCCCCCCCCCCGUAAUCACGCCGUACGCUUCUCAUCCACACCUCGUACUCCCGAGCGAGAGCUUUAACGUCCCACAUUUAGAGCCAAAUCAAAGGACAGACAAUCAACCAAUCAGAUCACAGUGUUUUUACCUUUAAUUCCAAGCAGUAAAGAAAAACAGUUGAAAUGUAUUUAUAGGCAAACCGUUUUGACUUCCUUCACCCUCACCGUCGCAGGUUAGUUUUUUAAGACUAGUUUUCUAAGAUUAACUGCCUACAUAUAUGGUUUAUGAGUGACGUUCUGACUCUAUUCUUCGAGCCUUACUGCCUCGUUCCCCUCCUCUCACAGUCACAGUCAGGAACGUGAUCAUAUAGGAACUGUAUGCUGUUUUAUUACUUAUUAUCAUUCCAGCACACACUCUUGCUAUUUGUGUUCAGUUGCUUAUCGUAGUAUUAGUGAGGCCGUUGUUCCUGUGCGGUGUCUAUCCAUAAAGGUUUUAUUGUGGCUGAUCUGAUUUGUGAAGGAAAACUCGAACCGACGGUAGUUUCUGUUCUGUUGCAAUGCCAGUGCCAAACGUUGGACAUUUCAUUGGUACGUUCCUGCACGUGCGCCGUCACCGAUUGAGAAAAGCUUUCGGUCAGGAUGAUUCAGUAUUUACCUUUUCGUCAGUAUAUGCCGAGAAAAGACCAGUUUUAUUUUUUAAUAAGCUUAUUUUUCCACAAAGGUGCACAGUGGCGUAUUUAGUCGCAUGUCAUAAUUUCGAGUGUUUCUGUGGCCAUUUUUUUAAACCGGCUUGUUGCUGUUUUAACGUCGAAC